CCUCCCGCGCCGGCGCGGAGCCGCCGAGCCCCGGCUGUGCGUGCCGGGAUCGCUGCCCGCGGCGGGCGGGCCCCGGACGUGGCGCACCGGGCGGCGAUGCGCCAGGCGCGGCCGGGGGAGGGGCCCCGGGGCCUGUAAACGUGGUGCCUGCGGGGCAGGGCGGCCCUGCCCGCCUCCGCCCCCCGCUGCUGAGGCCGGAGGAGCGCGGCGGCUUUCUCCUUUGCUUCUGCUUUUUAAAACCACAAAAUGUCUGAAGCUAAGCCAAGGAAAAAAGGUAUUUCUUCAUCUAAGACCAGUAAAGGUUCACAGAAGGCUGAUAAGCACAGUAAUUAUGGGAAGCUGGCAAGUCCCAGGACCAGCAAUAAUCACAGUUCCUUUUGGAUGGAUUCAAGGACGAGUUUGAGUGUUGUUUCCCUUGCUGUUUGCCUGGUGGUGAGCUGGUUUCUAUUUCAGCAGUCAGGUCAAUUUGCUGAUCUAGAAAGAAAGUACAAUUUUUUACAUCAAGAAGCUGAAAAAAAACUGGAUGUGGGAAAUAAAGUAAACUUGAUUUCUGAAAAGUGUGAAAAGACUUGGAACUUAAUGAAACAGCUGGAAGAUCUUCAAAUAAUUUCUCACAUUAAAUAUCUGCAGGAAGAUAUUUAUACAAUGAAAGCAUGGUCUAGCAGCAUAAUUAAAAAACAAGAAGAACUGGAGAAGAAUUUAACAAGCCUUUUUCACGCAGUUUCAAGCACUGAACAGAACGCAGCUUCUGUAGCAAAAAACGUAACAUUGACAAUUGUGACAGUAAAAACUGACAUAAGGCGCGUUUCAGGCCUGGUCUCAGACAUGGCUGCACUGACAGAUUCUUUGCAAACACUAGAAGAUAAAGUAGAAAAAGGUGAAAAGGCAACAGUAAAAAAUAUAGGUGACCUCCUUACCAGUAGCAUCGACCGAAGUACGAAAAUACAAAGCUUGGCAUCCAGUAAUGCAAGAAAAAUAGAGCAAAUUAAGACAGCACUGUCUGAGUUAAGGAACAAUUUUAACAAGCAUUCUGAUAGACUUUUGAAUCUUGAAGGUGACAGAGCAAAAGUUCUGAAGACAGUUGCAUUUGCAAAUGAUUUAAAACCUAAGAUGUACAAAGUUAAAAAGGAGUUUGCCAUCUUGGAGCCCUUAAUAAAUGACCUAACACUGAGAAUAGGAAGAUUAGUAGAGGAGGUGUUACAACGGGAGAAGGAAAUUGCUUUACUGAAUGAGAAAUUGGCCAAUCUAACAAGAGUUCAAACAGAGAUCAAGGAUGUGAAAGAUGAAAUAACCAAGAUUUCAGACAUUAAUUGAUCAUUGAAAGGUCAUUGCCUAAAGAAUAGUGUUUGAGGAGCAUGAACUCCCAUCAUGCGUAGUACUAAGAAGACACAAUAUUUAAGGGCUUCAUAUAGAAGCACACCUAAACCUGAAAUGUGUCCUAUUCCUUUGAACAGGACAGGAAACAGUCAUACUUAUUUCAAGGGAGAAAUAAUAAUGUGAACAAGAAACAUACCUCUCUGCAUGUAUUUUUCUUUCUGAAGAAUGAGAGAUGCUAUAUUUAAUAAAUUGCUUGUUUUGUACAAUAAAGCAGUGUUAGUUAAAGUACAAAAUUAUGUUCUUAGCUUUAGAGUUUGCUUUCAUGAAGAAAGCAGGACGCAAGAAUGGCAGAUCUCCAGUUUCACUUUCCUGCUGCAAAGGAAGGGAUAGAAUUGUGGUUUCCAGCUAAACAAGAGGUAGUCCAAAAGAAGUAGCACUUUGUCUCUAUUCACUCUAUGAUUUUUUGUAAACCAGUUUCUUUUUAAAAUAUUAUUUAACAAGGUAAAUGCAGUGAAGCAAGAAAUGCUCAGAAAUAGUGCUGAUGCCUUCCAGAAAGUUUGUUGCACAUUUAGAUGGAAUAAUUUGUAUGAGGCUUUAUAACUGUAAAUCAAAAUUACUGUGCAGCACCGUUCUGCCUUUAUAACACAGAAUGCUCUAUAGGGACAAUGCUCUGAAAGACCUAAUAAUGCUGCUGAUGGCUUUAUCCCAGUGUCACAGUGUCUGCUCAGGAAUCCUAACAGUGUUAGCCAUUCAUUUUUUCUUAGUCUGUAAAAUACUAUAGUGAGCAGCAGAAUUAGCAAAGAGAAGUUACUUAUAUCCCAAAAGGCUACUGCUGUGAACUUCUGUGACUAUUUAAGUGCUGAAGAACAACAGCUUUGAGACAUUUGAAGUAGGCAGUAACAAGAUAGUGGGAAUGGUUUUAGCAAAGGAAGGUGGGGGAGAGCAGUGCAUUAAAUAGGAAUAAAAAUGGCUAUAAAUAUAAAUUAGAAGCGAUACAGCAACUCAGAAAAUCCCUGUAAAUGAAAUUAUAUCAAGAAGUGUAAGUAUAUAGUAAAGCCUUUAUAUCUUUUCAGUUGGCCAUACCUUAACAUCUUAGAACUACUAGACUCUUGAUUGUAUGGAAGAUGCAAACAUUCCUCUCCCUAUUUUCAUCCUCAUUCAGCAUUCCAUGUCUUUUGGUCUGCUUCAUGUUCCUGGUCUUCUGUACCUUCUUUGCUUCAUUUGCCCACAGUCAACCUCCAAUACUUUGUUUAAAGUUUUCCUCUUUUUGGUAUAGGUCCGUUCCUAUCUCCCCCUUUCUUCUACCCCUUUCCAGGCCACCUGACAGAUGGGAAGAAUAAACCUGUCAAAAGACAAGUUUUCCUAGAAGCAUCCACAGAUACUCUACCAAUCCCUGUCCCUUUACUCUUCCACACAGUUCUUAAGUGAGCUCCUGAAAAUAACCAAAUGGCAUUUGAGGGAGGCAGCAAAAUUAAAGAACAGCCAUGGUAAAAUAUGCAUCGCCUGUCAUACCUGAAGCAAUGUAUGUACACAUGCACAUACACCUUAGGGGACUGAGGGUUACAUAAUAAAUAUAUUGUGGAUUAAAGGCA
This is a messenger RNA of Vidua chalybeata, 2909 nucleotides long. RefSeq names its product IKBKB interacting protein (gene IKBIP). The transcript has 4 exons. Lineage: Eukaryota; Metazoa; Chordata; Aves; Passeriformes; Viduidae. The coding region runs from base 247 to 1314 and encodes 355 amino acids. The record is from RefSeq and is a predicted model, not a curated record.